AUGAUACCACGUGAGGGCUCUCUCCACACUCACCUGCUUCUGCUCCUCCAGCUCUUCCUCCCUCUCAGCCUAUCCUACCUGCACCCUCCUCCCGUCCACGUCCCAACGCUGGUCCCCCACCCGCCAACGCCUCUCCUCCGCUCCCGCUUCAGUGCUCAGACUCAACUGGACUUCAGCACCCACUGCAACGACAGCUGCUUCCACCGAGGAGAGCAGAAGGAGCUGCUCGAGGAGAAGCUAGCCUUCGAGACCCUGUACUCUGACGGCUCCCGCACUCUCACUCAUGUGGAUGUGGAAGGUGAGGAGGAGGAGUUUGAGGGUCACUUUGCUCAUCCCCCACCGAGGAGGUUAAAGCCCAGUCGCAGACGUGUGCGGCGGCAGAUCUAUGGAGCAGACGGUCGUUUUAACAUCCAAGGUGAUAAUUUCCUGUUGGAUUACCCUUUCUCCACAGCUGUGCGGAUCUCCACUGGCUGCACAGGUGUUCUUGUGUCCCAGCAGCACGUUCUCACGGCUGCUCACUGUGUGCACGAUGGGAAAGAUUACGUAAAGGGAGCCAGGAAGCUCAGGGUGGGCUUCUUGAUUCCUCCAUCCACCAAUGGCACCCAAGAUGACCUCACAUCCUCCAAAAAGCCUCUGAUCCGCUGGGUGAGGGUGAGACGUACCCGUGUGCCCAAAGGCUGGAUCCAAGGCCCUCAGGAGGUCAGCAUGGAUUUUGAUUAUGCCCUGCUGGAGCUGCGGUGGCCUCAUCGGCGUCCUUUCAUGCGCCUUUCUGUGGCCCCUUCUUCUGAUGACCUGGCAGGGAAACGAAUCCACUUCUCUGGUUUCGACAGCGACAGAUCUGGAGAGCUGGUGUACAGAUUCUGUCCAGUAGAAGAAGAGUCGAGCAACUUAAUCUACCAGCACUGUGACGCCCGGCCUGGUGCGAGUGGAUCAGGGGUGUACGGACGAGUGUGGGACAACAGCUUAGAGCGCUGGGAGAGGAAAGUCAUUGGGAUUUUCUCAGGACACCAGUGGUUGGAGAUAGACGGGGAGAACCGGGACUACAAUGUGGCCGUGCGGAUCACUCCUUUAAAGUUUGCUCAGAUCUGUUACUGGGUGCACGGGAACCGGCUUGACUGUGUCCACGACUGA
Xyrichtys novacula (pearly razorfish) is the source of this 1131-nucleotide messenger RNA. Lineage: Eukaryota; Metazoa; Chordata; Actinopteri; Labriformes; Labridae. The record is from the annotation of a GenBank genome assembly.